AUAAUUUCGAGUGGGCAAUGAAGUGGCACGUUCACCUGUCGGCACAGUGGAGAAGAGAACAAGGCUUCUCUCUUGUUCACAUUCAUAAUUUUGAUGAACAGUCAAGUCAUCUUCGCUCCUGAAGAAGAAGUAACCCUCUCCCUGAAUCUUGUUUCUGUCGAUUUCACACUUUUCAAUCAAGCUAACGUUUCUUGUGAAAUCUUUGACACCACCAUCAAGGUUUUAGGCAAUAUGUAUCCGUAGUGAUUUGAUUUGAGCAUUGUAGCAGGUGAUGGUUGUGCAACAAUGGCAAAGAAGAAAGGCUUAUUCACUGUAUUGAAAAGGAUUUUUAUUUCAGAAGCUAACUCAGAAAAGAAAGAGAAGAGAAGAAAAUGGACGUUUUGGAAGCUUAGGAUUAAAAAAAGAUUACCUUCCAUUACAGCACCUCCAGAGCACAAGGCAAGUAUCGAAUCGCACGAGGAACAGAAGGAGGAAAUUGUAUCAGAUGUGGGUGAGAUCAGCCAAGUAUCUUGUAGUCGUCAGUUAGAUUCCAUAGAAGAGUCAAAAGGUUCAACAUCUCCACAAACUGCUGAUCUAGUAGUCCAGUAUCAAAUGUUUCUUAAUAGACAGGAAGAAGUUCAUGCCGCUACUCGGAUUCAGACUGCUUUCCGGGGUCAUCUUGCAAGGAAAGCUCUACGUGCCUUGAAGGGAAUAGUGAAGCUCCAAGCAUAUAUUAGAGGUCGUGCUGUGAGACGCCAAGCAAUGACUACACUGAAAUGCUUGCAAUCUGUUGUGAACAUUCAGUCACAGGUCUGUGGUAAGAGGACACAAAUUCCCCGAGGUGCUCACAGAGAAUAUGAAGAGGGCAAUAUAUCCAACGAGAACAAUCUCAAGGUGGAUACAAACAGUCAAAAGAGAUGGGACGAUAGUCUUUUAACAAAGGAAGAGGCAGAGGCUGUGGUCAUGAGCAAGAAAGAAGCUUCACUAAGAAGAGAAAGGAUAAAGGAAUAUGCAGUCACCCACCGGAAAUCCGCGGAGUCAUACCAGAAACGGAGUAACACAAAGUGGAAGUACUGGCUAGACGAAUGGGUAGAUACCCAACUAACCAAAAGCAAGGAGCUCGAAGAUCUCGACUUCUCUUCGAGAACAAAACCUAAAGAGGAACCUUUGAAUGAGAAACAGCUUAAAACUCCAAGGAACUCAUCACCAAGAAGAUUGGUGAAUAAUCAUAGAAGACAAGUAUCAAUAAGUGAAGAGGAACAAAGCCCUGCCACGGUGGCUGUGACUACACCAACUUAUAUGGUUGCAACAGAGUCAGCAAAGGCAAAGUCAAGAUCGUUGAGCUCCCCAAGGAUAAGACCGAGAAGCUUUGACACACAGUCAGAGAGCUACUCGCCGUAUAAGAACAAGCUAUGCCUGACCACCUCUAUGAUGAGUGAAGCACCAAGCAAGGUGAGGAUUGCAAACAAUGGCAGUAAUACUAGGCCAAGUGCAUAUCAGCAACGGUCUCCGGGGUUAAGGGGAUUUAACAUAGGCCCUUUAAAAUCAUGCAAUAGUACUCUACUGAACGAUCUUAGCAUUAACUCGGAAAGAUCUCUACCCAGCUGGAACAAGCAGAGCAGCUUGAGAUGAGUGGAUUUUGAACCCUGUAUAUAGAGAUACAUACCGUUCCAAUGUUUAUUUUGAUGGUCACACUCACAUGUGUAUCAACCUUCUUUCGUUUUUUAUUUAUUUUUAUUUAUACUUGUUUGUUCAUCUCAA
Messenger RNA from Capsella rubella, 1740 nucleotides. Its product is annotated as protein IQ-DOMAIN 1. The record is from RefSeq and is a predicted model, not a curated record. The coding region runs from base 286 to 1611 and encodes 441 amino acids. The transcript has 7 exons. NCBI's taxonomy places the organism in Eukaryota, Viridiplantae, Streptophyta, Magnoliopsida, Brassicales, Brassicaceae. Gene Ontology annotation, molecular function: protein binding.